AUGGAAGGCGGCAAUAAUGGCGAAUUCACUAGUGCUUUUGGGAAAAAGGUCCGAUUUAGAUCACCGUACAUAAAAAUUAAGGCUUUUUCCCCAAUUCCAUACCUUUUGAAAGCCUUAGAUUUUUAUGUGAGAAGCGUGUCUCAGUGCGCAGGGAGGGCCAAUUACAAAGGCCUGGCAGGAGGGGGUUUCGGUGUUCCCGCCAUUGUCCUGCCAAAGAGCUUCACCGUGACUUCCACCCUCACAAAUGAUGAUGAAUUUUCUGAUCUCGUUAGGGCGGCUUCACAGAGGAGUAUUUCAUCUCCUGCAGCGCAAGGGAAGGAAAUUCCGAUAAGAUUUAGAACUAAUGAUGCACCUUCUGUUGGAAGGAUCGACGAGGAUAGCCCCUGA
Messenger RNA from Cryptomeria japonica (Japanese cedar), 387 nucleotides. RefSeq lists its product as uncharacterized. The coding region runs from base 1 to 387 and encodes 128 amino acids. The record is from RefSeq and is a predicted model, not a curated record. Lineage: Eukaryota; Viridiplantae; Streptophyta; Pinopsida; Cupressales; Cupressaceae. The transcript has a single exon.